AGUGCAGAGCAAGCUGGUGGUUAAAACACAGCAAUAAGGCUGAGCACACUGGCAACUUCUUGUAUUGGAGCUCAGAGCCACAGAGAAAGAAGGACAAGCCAAAGCAUUUAAAUGGCAAAUAUUGUCACAUCAGCUUGCUGUGUGGUGUUAGCUGCAGUGGUGGUAGUCUACGCUCAGAGGCGCAGCCAGCAGGGAGGCAGGAUCCAGUAUGAGAUGAUCGGCAGCGAUGUGACCAUGAUGUGCGCUACGCUGGAGAGCGACGCCUCAGUCACAUGGAAGGUGAAUGGCACAGAUGUGAAGGCUGACAAAGUAGAGGGUCCCAGACUCAUUCUGAAAGAGGUAGCCUUGGCUAGUAAUGCUCUCUACAGCUGCUUUGAGAAUCCUGCUGGAGACCUCAAGGAUCAAAUAACACUCAGAGUUGGAGAGCCUCCAAAGGAACCUGUUGUGACAUGUCGAUCAAACACAUACCCAAAGGGUUUCUACUGCACCUGGCAUCUGCCUCGCCCAUCGUACAUCCCCACCGAGUUUGAAGUCUCUGUAAAACAUGGAAACAAGAAACUUGAAGUCCAGAAAGAUACAGUCCAUAAGAACCGGUGCCACGUGAAAUACCCUGAGCUAUUCUCCACCAACAAGUACAAAGUGAAUGUUGUAGCAAUCAAUGCGCUGGGGAACUCCUCUACAUACAUAUCAUUUGAUGAGUUUUCCAUAGUGAAACCAGACCCUCCAGAAAAGCUUGUAGCCAACCCAGUUCCUAAUAAUGUUCGAAGACUGGAAGUUACAUGGAACAAUCCCUCAACAUGGCCGGACGUUGAAAAUUUCCCCCUCAAGUACUUCCUGAGGUACAGGCCUCUAAUUCUCGACCAGUGGCAGCAUGUGGAGCUGUCAGACAGCACCUCGCACACCAUCACUGACGCAUAUGCAGGGAAGGAGUACAUUAUUCAGGUCGCCGCCAAAGACACUGAGAUAGGGACCUGGAGUGACUGGAGUGUCGCCAUCCAUGCGACUCCCUGGAUGGAGGUGCCGAGGCAACAGAUAACCACUACUACAGAAGUCGGAAUCGCUGAAACCAGUCCGUCCCCAGCUCCACCAUCAGCAAAGCCUCAGCUGAGCGCCGCAAUGGGAGGCAGUUCUGUACUGACUUGGUCAGCGAAUCUCUUCAUAGCUUCUGUCCUUGUUUUGUUUAUGUGUUGGUGCUGAGACGUUCCAGCGGGCAUUUACCAUUUAUUAGAGACCGCUAAGCUGGAAGCUGAUUGGCUGAUGAUGUCUGUGUUGCAUUCCUGUGGAAUAAAUUGAGAAAAGUCUUCUAUUUCUAUUUUGCACAUGUUUAAAUGGAUAUAGUGCAUUAAUACUUUAUUCAGUUUCUUCAAAAUGGACUCCAAAAAAAAAAUUAAAAGAAAUAGAAGCAAAAUUAUGCCCGAAAAGCUAUGUAGACACAGGAUUAAACUUAGCAGGGAAGCAAAAGCGUUAUAGAGCCACAAAGGAAAUUAUAUUAUACAUAUGCUUCAUCACGAGAGACAAGAUUAUUAUUUUGCCGUUCAACCAUUCUGGAAAGAAGGAAACAUCCUAAAUUAAGUAACUUGUUAGUAACACUAACAGCUACAUACAGCUAACUCAUCAUGCCAAAGACUUUACAUGGAUUCUGCUUACCCAUAAUGCUCUGCUUUCCAGAACCUGAACCUGUGUAGUAAGGACAAACCCUGACUAGAAGAACAACUGCCAACAUGGCUAUGUCCAUGGUAACAUGACUGUAACAUUUUUUGAGAGUGGGAUUUUACCUUUGUAUUUCUCAUGAAUAUUUAAAAUAAAUAUUUUUUUGUACUUAACAACCAGCCCCCAUUAGUGUAAUCCAAAUAUGAAGAAGUUGUGAAAUCCUGUUUAACAUGUCUGGCACGGACUGCAAUUGUUUGUUUGUUUGUUUAUUAUUAUUAUUAUUAU
This is a messenger RNA of Polyodon spathula (Mississippi paddlefish), 1935 nucleotides long. It is a transcript of the gene cntfr, whose product is annotated as ciliary neurotrophic factor receptor. Lineage: Eukaryota; Metazoa; Chordata; Actinopteri; Acipenseriformes; Polyodontidae. The record is from RefSeq and is a predicted model, not a curated record. Bases 112 to 1197 code for a protein of 361 amino acids. Gene Ontology annotation, biological process: cytokine-mediated signaling pathway. The transcript is spliced from 10 exons. Gene Ontology annotation, cellular component: signaling receptor complex; external side of plasma membrane; membrane. Gene Ontology annotation, molecular function: cytokine binding; cytokine receptor activity.